AUGAGAUUGUCGACGAUUAGCGCAGGGCUCAUUGCCUGCCUGGCCACCAAUGUUGCCGCCACGGCCCUGACCUACAAGCUCGACGCCAACGAAAAGGCUUGCUUUUUCACGGAUACCAAACAGGACAACGAGAAGAUCGCAUUCUACUUUGCGGUCCAAUCUGGCGGCUCCUUCGAUGUCGACUACAUUGUCGAGGGUCCCAAUGGCAAGCUGAUUUUGCGCGGCGAAAAGGAACGACAGGGAGACUUUGUCUUCACCGCUCAGCAUGCUGGCGAGUACUCAUUCUGCUUCAACAACGAGAUGAGCACCUUUGCCGAGAAAUACGUCGAUUUCCAGAUUUCGGUUGAAAACGAAGCCCGAACUGCUCAGCUGCCUUCCAAGCAAGGCACAAGCCCCGAGCAGACUUCUGUCCUCGAGGACUCCCUCUUCAAGAUCUCCAGCCAACUGUCUACCAUCUCUCGAAACCAGAAAUACUUUCGAACCCGUGAGAACCGCAAUUUCUCUACUGUCAACAGCACCGAGAAGCGAAUUGUCAACUUUAGCAUGAUCCAAAUUGGCCUGGUUAUCUGCAUGGGCGCUUUGCAGGUGUUCGUCGUCAGAUUUUUCUUCCAAGGCGCGCGUAAGGGCUACGUUUAA
Molecule: messenger RNA, 636 nt
Organism: Metarhizium album ARSEF 1941
Lineage: Eukaryota; Fungi; Ascomycota; Sordariomycetes; Hypocreales; Clavicipitaceae
Product: endosomal cargo receptor (Erp3)
Exons: 3
Coding region: 1-636 (211 amino acids)
Biological process (GO): Golgi organization; protein retention in ER lumen; endoplasmic reticulum to Golgi vesicle-mediated transport
Cellular component (GO): endoplasmic reticulum; COPII-coated ER to Golgi transport vesicle; Golgi apparatus
Source: RefSeq, a predicted model, not a curated record